Molecule: messenger RNA, 303 nt
Organism: Pieris macdunnoughi
Lineage: Eukaryota; Metazoa; Arthropoda; Insecta; Lepidoptera; Pieridae
Source: the annotation of a GenBank genome assembly
AUGUGUCAGCGAAGCGCCGGAGAGCAGCGGUGUCGAAAGCGUAAUAAAAGUGGCGCGGAACAAAAAAGCCCCGGAGUGCAGCGGGCAGGUAGACGCGGCGGCUCAAAGCGACGCCGACCUGGGUGGCUGGCCGCUCGCCGCUCGCCAACGCCAUCGCACGUCUCAAUCCGCACCGGGCCUCCAGCCAUGCCGCCUUUCCUUUUUCCCCUACCGCAAUGCAGCUAUGUGUCGUUUCCGCUUUAUUUUUUACGACCGUGUUCUGCAGCGGAGAGCUAUAGCGUUGCUCUUCUAACAAAGACUUGA